Molecule: messenger RNA, 456 nt
Organism: Fonticula alba
Lineage: Eukaryota; Rotosphaerida; Fonticulaceae
Exons: 2
Coding region: 1-456 (151 amino acids)
Biological process (GO): DNA replication
Molecular function (GO): DNA binding
Source: RefSeq, a predicted model, not a curated record
AUGUCUGUCUCCAUCAUCACCCUGCAAACGUGCUCGAGACUGGCGGGCGACGAGCCGCUCAAGGCCUCGCUCAUCGUCGACGCCCUCGGCGUGGCCCCGCUGCAGCAUGUGCUCGGUGCGGCGGCCGCCGUUCGCCAAGACCGCCGCAUGGACGCCCUGGUGGCCUUCAGCCAGGGGUAUCUGCGCGAGGGCCGCUCGACGCUGGCCCUGCUGGAGGGCAUCAGCCGGGCGGUGGCACAGUCGAUGCCGGUUGGUCUGGCCGGCGCGGCGCCGCUGGCCGACGCGGCUUCCACCUACGGCGUGCACUAUGCCGGCAUGUCGAACUUCGAGCGGGCCGCCCUGGCCAAGCGCCUGGCGCAGGCGGAGAAGCGCCUGGCCGCCGGGGCCAGCGAGUUCCUCCAGCUGAUGGAUGUCCUGUCGUACUGGCUGCAAUUUGUCCAGCUCCAGUCCACCUGA